Messenger RNA from Penicillium samsonianum, 1902 nucleotides. RefSeq lists its product as uncharacterized. The transcript has 6 exons. Gene Ontology annotation, cellular component: nucleus. Gene Ontology annotation, molecular function: protein binding; ATP binding; protein serine/threonine kinase activity. Bases 1 to 1902 code for a protein of 633 amino acids. Gene Ontology annotation, biological process: protein phosphorylation; mitotic DNA damage checkpoint signaling. The record is from RefSeq and is a predicted model, not a curated record. NCBI's taxonomy places the organism in Eukaryota, Fungi, Ascomycota, Eurotiomycetes, Eurotiales, Aspergillaceae.
AUGCCUCCCCGUGAGAAAAGCUCGCUCAAGCGAGGAAGGGCUACGGUCGAUGCAGAUUCACAAGACCAAAAGAAACCUCGACGGUCUCAAAGAAUCUCGAGUCAAGUCCAACCACAAGACACGCCAGUCGACUUGGAUUACUUGCCAACCCCAAUCACCGGUCCUCAAUCUGCUGCCACAGAGACUCGGGACGAGCUGACUGUUACACCCCCCGAAAGCCCUCGCAACAGCCAUCAACAAAUCUCAUCCCAACCCGAAUUGUCGCACGCGACUUCCUCGCCGCCAGCGUUGGAGGAUACCCAGGCUCUUUCACAGUUCGUGUAUCCACCCAGAGCAUUCGCAGACGAUGUGAAGGAUGAGGACGCCGAAGGGGUCUGGGGCUACCUGCUACCACUGGAUGAGAACGGGAAUGGCCCGCUUGUGCUGAGGAAGCGCGAUGGUUGCGAUAAUGAUGAUGGUACUGCCAAAUCCAAGGGGAAAAAGCCCCCAAAACCCAAGAGCGCUAAGUCACCAGGUGGCUUCUUGGUCGGCCGUCAUCCUGAGUGUGAUCGCGUCCUUGAAAUUCCCACAAUUUCAAACCGGCACUUCCUCAUUUUUGCCGAAAAGAAGAAAGGCGACAUGGUUGCUGUGCUGGAGGAUCUCUCUAGCAAUGGAACAUUUGUUAAUGAUGCCAUUGUUGGGCGUAACAAGCACCGGGAACUGGAGGACGGCGAUGAAGUUUCAAUUCUGAAUGAAGCCCGUUUUGUCUUCCGCUACCCCCGUACUCGGGAAACGAAUGGUUUCCGUCAUCAAUACCGGAUUCUCAACCAGCUCGGCAAAGGCCACUUUGCAACCGUUUAUCUGUGUGCUGAACGAUCUACCGGAGACAAGUAUGCAGUCAAAGUCUUUGAAAGACGCCUCAGUGACUCGCAAAAGUCACAGAACGACAAUGCUCUGCAACAGGAGAUUGCGUUGUUGAUGGGUGUUCAUCACCCGAAUCUACUGUGUCUCAAGGAACCUUUUGAUGAAAGUGAUGGCGCUUAUUUGGUACUUGAAUUGGCACCCGAGGGAGAAUUGUUCAACUGGAUUGUGAACAAUCAGAAAAUGACCGAGGAUGAAACUCGCGGUGUGUUCCGCCAACUGUUUGACGGGUUGAAAUAUCUGCACGAACGAGGAAUCGUGCAUCGAGAUAUCAAGCCAGAAAAUAUCCUGGUUGCGGACAGGAAUUUGAACGUGAAAUUGGGUGACUUUGGGCUGGCUAAGAUUAUUGGGGAAGAAUCUUUCACGACGACCCUCUGCGGUACACCAAGCUACGUUGCCCCGGAGAUUUUGCAAGAUACCCGCCACCGAAAAUAUACCAAGGCUGUGGAUGUGUGGUCCCUUGGUGUUGUUCUCUACAUCUGUCUCUGUGGCUUCCCGCCGUUCUCGGAUGAACUGAACACUCCAGAGAACCCAUUUACUCUCGCCCAGCAGAUCAAGAUGGGCAAGUUUGACUACCCGGCACCGUACUGGGACUCUGUUGGCGAUCCCGCUCUGGAUCUAAUCGACAGGAUGCUUACCGUAGACGUCAACAAGAGAAUCACCGUGGAUGAGUGUCUUGAGCAUCCUUGGAUGACCGGAAAUUACCCGAGUGUGACUGACAGCACAGAUGGCCUGACGGGGGCCCUUGGUAAACUGGACUUUUCUAAGCGCAAGAUUCAACGGGAGCGGACCCUGUUGAGUAGCAUCAACGAUGCUCACUUUAGUGAGCAUGCCGAAGGCAGCGAGAAACCGGUCAAAGUAUUCCGGAAUGAAGCCGGGAAGCGCGUCCACAACCGACCAGCCAAGGCGUCUCAACGUGAAGUCUCACCCAGUGGCAACCGGGCCCCGAAAGAUUUCAUCAACAUUGGAGAACGUGGCGAUCCCACCUUGUACGACAAUUAA